Messenger RNA from Melitaea cinxia (Glanville fritillary), 5997 nucleotides. RefSeq lists its product as uncharacterized. Gene Ontology annotation, biological process: cell-cell adhesion. Gene Ontology annotation, molecular function: cell adhesion molecule binding. The record is from RefSeq and is a predicted model, not a curated record. The coding region runs from base 95 to 5968 and encodes 1957 amino acids. Gene Ontology annotation, cellular component: cell-cell junction. The transcript is spliced from 29 exons. NCBI's taxonomy places the organism in Eukaryota, Metazoa, Arthropoda, Insecta, Lepidoptera, Nymphalidae.
CGGUACGCGUGACGAAAUGAAAUAAAAAUCGAAGUGUACAAAGUGUAUCUGUGUUGUGCGUUCUGUAAUGGUGUGAGUGAGUGUACGUACAAAAAUGUCGUCGAAAAUUUUGGCAGUUCUGCUGAUCGUCGUCUGUCAGACCGCACUCGCUGAAAGAGAUCACGCAUCGGCACUCGUUGGUAACACAGCGCGGUUGAGAUGCCGAAUAGAUGGCAAAUCUUGCGGCGAGAUGCACAGCAUCAAAUGGUACAAGGCUGAUACGAGAGUGUACGUGUACUCAGCCUCUAAAGACGCAGCUAUCAACCGACCUGAAGGAGACAUGAUGGACAGAAUGUCAAUAUCACACGAAACGAACGCGACGUAUGCGGAGCUGGUGAUCACCAACGUUCAGCCUGACGAUGAAGGCGUCUACCGCUGCGAGAUCACCUACCUUCAAGUUGGCGAAGACUGCAACACUGUUCAAGUUACUGAUUUCCACACAUACAUUAAACCUAAAUCCGUGGAAAUCAGAACUGGCGACGGUCUGGUGCUAUCUGAAGGCGCAGUCUUCGGACCUCUGCUAGAGAGGACGAAGGUCAAUAUCACUUGCUUGGUGUUGGGUGGGAAACCACAGCCGAAGGUCACUUGGUACUUCAAUGGAAAGGAAAAAAUGGAUGCUCGUACAAUUACCGACCAAUCGUCACUACAACACGUCCUGCCGCUCACUGUCACACGGACGGAGCUGGCCGGGCAGCUGGUAUGCAACGUGUCUUCGGCCGCCCUUGACAAACCUAUCUUACGACGAGUGAAGUUGGAUGUCAAAGUUCCACCAAACAAAAUCGCCAUAUCCGGGAUCAAGGACCACGCGACGCAAGGUACGCUGCUGACACUAAUGUGCAAGGUAUCUGGCGCCCGACCAGCAGCCACCAUCGAAUGGUUCAACGGCACGCAGAAACUUACUCCUGAGAACCGAAAUAUUCAGCAAAAGGAGUACGAAUCGAGCGACACGACUUUCGAAACGCAAUCGAAUCUAACAUUUGAAGCGACGCGUUACGAAAAUGGAAGAAAAUUUAUCUGCAAGGCGGUGAACGACGUCAUGCUGGAGACGAAGGAUCACCCCAUACACGCCACACUUGAACUGGAGAUCUGGUACCCACCAAUCGUUCACGUCGGUCCACCAAACGUCACAGUGGUUGAGGGUCAGAAGAUCCUUCUCAAGAGUGAAUACGAGAGCAACCCGUCAUCACUUACUGAAGUUGUAUGGUUCAAAGAUGGUAAAAAAGUGAACGUCACCAAUUCUCACUACCAGGGCGGUACCAUCGACCAACAUUCCCUGAUCAUCCUGGACGCCACUGGAGAAGACAUGGGCAACUACACGGUACUACUUUCCAACACAGUUGGGAACGGAACGACUAAUGAAACUAUUAGUGUCAAUGUGUAUUACAAGCCGGUCGUCAAGCUGACGAUGAGUGCAGUAAGCCCAGUGCUUGAAACAGAACAUCGUAACGUGACGCUGACGUGCGAGGUGACGGCCGGUAACCCUCCCUUACUCGAUGAGGUCGUGUGGUAUCUCGAUGGAGAAUUACUCAAGCAUCUGCCCGAGUGCAAUGGAACUGAUGAUACUCUCUGCAACGAAGUAGACCCAUCGAUGCUCCUCCUGCAAGACACUACGAAGAGCUUCCACGGGAACUACUCGUGUAAAGGGAAGAACUACGCCGGCUGGGGGAACGAAAGCGAGAAGACAGAGCUAGUUGUUAAUUACCCUCCAGGACCAGCAAAAUUAACUUACUCACCGUGGCGAGUGAUCAAGGGCAAGUCUCUUGUACUCAGCUGUAGUAUACAAGAGAAGGGACGACCGGAGACGCACAGGUUCCGCUGGACGCGCGGCGGGCGCGCGGUGAGCGACAUCGUGUCCGCCAACUGGACCAUCGACCCCGUCACGCUCGACCACCGCACCACCUUCACGUGCCGCGGCAUCAGCGCCGGCGGGGACGGACCGCCCGCCAGCGUCGCCGUCGACGUGCUCGCUCCACCAAGUUUCAAAUACGCAAUGAAUCACUACAGCGGUGCCUUGUAUAAAUCACAGAAUAUAUCACUAUCAUGUACAGUAGAAUGUGCACCAUUGUGCACAGUGGAAUGGCUCAAGGAUGGACAGCGUAUCGAUCCUGAAAAGACAGACAAAUAUUAUGUCGUCGAGAGGAAGAUAGAGCCCCAAGUUAAUAGGAACGACUUUGAAGCUACUGAGUCUACUUUGCACUGGAACAUGUCCGCGUGGGCGGGCGGCGUGCUGUCGCGCGGAGACUCUGCGCGCUACACGUGCCGCUCGUCGCGCAACGACGCCGGCCCGCCCGUCGCCUCCACCACCAAGUUCGCCGUCGAGUAUGAACCUGAAAACAUAACAGUAACGCCAAGCGUCGUGUCUGUUAUUGAAAAUGAAAUACCAGCUAAAGUUGUCUGCUCGGCAAACGGCUUCCCGAUGCCGAGCUACUCGUGGCGGCGCGAGGGCGCCACCAAGAGCGCGGCGCGCGCGCACGGCGACAGCCCGCUGGCGCUGUCGUCCUCCAACACGCUGCUGCUCGGGCGCGCGGCGCGCUCGCACGCGGGCCGCUACGUGUGCGAGGCGUACAACCGGCACGGGGCCGUCAACACCACCGUGCUGCUGGACGUCAUGUUUAUACCGGAAUGUGGAAUAAAGCAAGUUGAAAUGGAAGGCGACCAAGUUUUGGUAUGCACCGCGUACGCCAACCCAUCUGAGGUGUCGUUCUCGUGGCGCCUAAAGAACGACAAUGACAGCCUGACGGACGAGCGUGUGUGGCAGAGCGGCGCGCACAGCUUCCUACGGCUUGCGAACGCGGCACGCGCGCGCACCUACCUGUGCGUCGCCAAUAACAGCGUGGGCGCUUCACGGCCCUGCGAGCGGGACGUCAUGGGUACUAAAGUAUGGUGGCGUGAUCAACAAAAACUAAUGUUGAUCGGAGGAAUCGUUCUUGCUGUUCUAGUCAUCACCGUCAUACUUUGCAUUAUUAUCAUCUGCAUUUGCAGACGAAUGCGAGCGAAGUCUAAAUACAAUAAUCCAGUCGAACUUGAGGAGAGAGAAAAUCCGGAUGGUAGCUGUCUAAACGAAGUGUCUAUAGCUCAAUCUAUUAUAUCGCAAGCUUUACCCGCUUUAUCGCCCCGUUUAAAUUUAUCAUUCAGUCCGAAAUCACCAGAUAGAACUAGACUAGUUGAAUCACAGAGCUACCCUCAUAACAUAGAAAUGACAAUCAACGAGAGAUCAACAAGUAACUUGCAAGCUAGUAACUUACAACCAGAAGCAAAUAACGCUAACACACAAGCUAAUAAUGAAAUUGAAAAUUCAGAAAAUCAAAAAUCUGAACCUAAAGUUGAUACAAAUAAAGUUCAAACAGUAGUGACGCCGAAUAAAUGGCCAUUAAAACCAGGAGUUUUAGUACAUGUCAAUUCUAAUCAUACGCUUAGUCCUAAAAAUCAAGCAAGAUUACAAAAUAGAGUUCAAAAUGAAAAUAACAAUGAAAAUAACUUGGGGUUGUUAGAAAGACCAAGAAAUGAAGAUAAUAGAACACCACCUAAAAUCGACUAUUCCAAAAAGGCUGGUAAACCUAGAAAAAAUACACAAAAUGUUGUGACAGGAAUUCUAAAGAACUUAAGACGCAAAAGUGACUCUUCUGAUGAUGAUAGUGGGAAGUAUAAAAAAAUAAAUAAAUCCAAUAAAAGAGCCGUAUCAUUAGUGACUUUAAACAAGAGCUAUGGACCUAAAAGAAGUAUCAGAUCUUUUUUUCAAAGCGAAAGACCAAACGUCAUUGUCACUGAAGGAGUUGUAUCGUUUAAAAGACCUGAUAGAAUAUGCACAACGAAUGGUAAAAUUGAACCGAUCAAAGAACAGCAGAGGCAAACAAGAAAACGAAAGAAACCAGGUGACAGCCCACCUACGAAUGGCGUAGAUAAUGCAGCGAACGGCAACUUAGGAACGGACAACCCAGGACUCUACGAGAACCUGCCGUUCCACGGUCUCCAACAACCUCCAAACAAACCUGUGCAAGCGAUACAACCUAGAGUUGUAGAUACUAACCAAAAAAAUACGAAAGGUAUUGAAGCCUUACAAAAGCAAUUGACUACGAAUCCAUCGUUCACGCCAAGAGUUGUCUGUCCGCCGUUUGUCCAGAAUUCAAUUAAUUUUCCGAUAUCACCUAUAGCCCCUUCAACUCCACAAUAUCAAGCUUAUGGAAUACCAGUAUUAUCUCCAAUACAGCAAAUGUAUCCUUUACAUCAAACAGUUUUAUUGAAUCCAUAUUUAUCACCAAUGCCGACAUCUUAUUUAAAGCAAUUCCCACCUAUAACUGAAGAAACGGAUGAACAAAGUAAUAAGAAAUUCAGUUCAUUGAAUACUAGGAAUAUGAAGUCAAAGCCUAAAUUUCAAUCAAUGAGAAUCGUAAGGAAAAGAAAUAUCGAAAGAUUUUAUCCUAAUACUGAAUAUGGAGAAAAUUUUGUUGAAAUUAAUAAUAAUAAAAACAAUUCAGAUUCAGAUAACGAUAAGAGAGAUUCUGAAGAUAACAUUUACGAAAAUUUUCCACCAGUCCUUAAAAUCAAUUCUAAUAUAAGUGGCGUAGAGCACUUUGAAAAUUUAACCGAUUCUAUACAAAUUUGCGAAGAGAGUAGCAAUCAAAUAAAAGCUUCAACAUCUUCAUUGAAUAGGCCAGUACCGGCUCCAAGAACUAAACUAUCACCGCUAACAUCGCCAUCAAAAUCUGAUCACGUGUACGUAAAUCUAUCAAUGCCGUUGAUAAAAAUGAAUCCAAGAUCAUUUGACACAGUCGAUGCUCCUGUAAGACCAUCAAAAUCAGAAGAAAACAUAUCAAAGUCAAGAAUCCAAAGAAAUGAAACUAGUAAUAUUUUAAGUGUGCCAAAAAGAACGAUAAGUCUCAAAGAUGUAUCAGACAACAAUUCUGUUGAAGAACAACAAGAAAAAGAUGACGAGAGAAAUACUACGAAGCCCAAUAUAAUUGGAGCUACACCUAAAAGAACUACACCCAUAAUGUUACCGUCUACGUCGUUAGUUAAGUCAGUUGUGAAUCAGUUAAAUGACCAAGGUUUGAACAAAGUCAAACCAACAAAAAAACAAGUGAUAGUUCCAAAUAAAACAUUACAAAUACCAAAAUUGUCAGAAAAACCAAUACCAAAAAGAACAAUAGUUCAACGUAGUAAUUCUGUACAAAUUAGUUUACCUAAUGAUAGUGAGAUCGUUCAGAAUACUAAUAUACUACAGCAGCAAUAUCUCCAAAAACGAAAUCAUUUCACGAAUCUUAGUUCGAAAGGAAAAAAUAAGAAAAAUUUUCAAAUACCAUUGCAAAAACACCACAGCUUCUGCUACUUUCAACCGAUAAGGGUAGAUAAGAGAAUUCCUGUAGAUCAAGAGCGUUCCUACAACAACACGAUAGGUCCAAUGAUAUACCAGCCACCAGAGACACAAUACUACACAAAAACAUUAAACCGAACACGAGAAAAACACAGUCAGAAAUUGAAUCGAUUAAAGAAAUCCGAAAGCCUAAGGGAAAAACUAUCAUGCGUAGGAGUAUACGAUAACUACGAGAAACCCAACUACCCGGAACCAGAAUAUAACGAUUCAGAAAGGAAAUCCUACUUGCAACUACUCAAAGGAAACUACAUAUCGAAUUCGACGAGAAACCUAGGUCCCGAACACAAUUACAAUUCAAAUUUUAAUACGAAAGACGAUAGACCUAAAAAUAAAAAAUUAGUUUACGCAGAUUUAGCUUUAGGUAAUCAUAAUUUAAAAUUUAAGAAUACAGUCAAUUCAAAUAGACAUUUGUACGAUACAUAUACUAUAGGUAGCGUCGAUAACCCUAAUGAAGAUACUAACAGUAGUCAUAAAAGUAACGUAUCUAGUAGCCAAAGAAAAAGUAGUCAACAGAGAAGCGACUACGCGACUCUGAAGUUCAAUGAGAUCGACGUGUAGAGGAACGCUUUGCCAAGAGCAACACGUAC